AUCCAGUUUAUCAGACCUGAAAGACAUUGUACUAGAGUGUAAUUUCUGUUUAGUUUCAAGCAACAAAGAUUUCUCUUUCCCUUUCUUUGUCGCAAUAAUUCUCCCAAGUGCCCGUAGUCUUUCGUAAUUCGAAGUGUUUGCAGCUUAGUUCUGCGAGGAUAAAAUAUCGUCAAUAUUAUUAGUCAAAUGAAGUCUUUUGUUGUGCAAGUACAACCAGCCUAGGGAGUGAUUUCAGAAUGGCUAGAGCAUACGACCACUUAUUCAAACUACUAAUCAUUGGUGAUAGUGGUGUUGGAAAAAGUUCUCUGCUCGUAAGAUUCUCAGAUAAUAGAUUUUCUGGAAACUACAUUACGACAAUUGGUGUUGAUUUCAAAAUCAGAACCGUCGACAUAGAUGGCGAAAAAGUCAAACUACAGAUCUGGGACACAGCUGGGCAAGAACGAUUUAGAACUAUAACAUCUACUUAUUAUCGUGACACUCACGGAGUCAUAGUUGUGUAUGAUGUGACAAACGGUGAGUCUUUUGCGAACGUUAAACGCUGGCUUCAUGAGAUUGAUCAGAACUGUGAAGUUGUUAACAAAAUUUUAGUUGGCAAUAAGAAUGAUGCUCCAGAGAGCAAAGUUGUUUUGACAGAAGAUGCUCAACGAUUUGCAAAUCAAAUGGGAAUCCAGUUAUUCGAAACCAGUGCUAAGGAUAAUAUAAAUGUCGAAGAGAUGUUCAUGGCAAUAACAAGGCUAGUUCUACGAUCUAAAAAAGAACGAAAAGAACGACAAGCUAAUGCUAACAAUGAUAUAGUCAAUUUAAGGAAAUCACAUUUGAAAUCAAAUAAACGGAAGUUCUGCUAAUUUUUUUACUCACUGUCACAUAGGAAUACAUUGAAUCAUCGGGAGCUGUAACCCACAAGUAAAGCCAGUCAGUCAAUUGAGCCCACAUAGUCAGAUAGUUGAGAGUUUCAAGGAUGUCAUUACAGCUUAAGAACUCCAUCGACCUGCCAGUUACGUCUUCGAGUCAGUCUCUCUCCACUAACAGUCAUUCCGAAGCCCCACAUCAGCUCUUGAAGAAUAUACAGGAGUCAGAACACUUAGCUUGUGUUGGCGAAUGUGCAAUGGAACUGUACAAUACAUGUUUUGUCAGUAUGAAAUGUCAUCAAAGGUAUCAUCAGUGUACAGAAUUUUCAUCAAUCGAUUGAGGAUUUGAGGAAAAUUCAAGUCAUGCAAAGGAAGAUGUAAGGAAUGAUUAGAUUUUACUUUGCAGAAAAUGAAGUCUGAAGAAAAAGGUAAAGCAAGUUCUUGUGCUUAACAGUUUUACAAGAAUCAUCCUUUGAAAAAUGGCAUAUGAUUUCACCAACCAAUUGAAUGAUAAGAUUAACCAUUGAACGCACCCACCAAGCCGCACAUAUGUUUACUUUUUUCCAGUAUAGAUGUCAGAAAAUAAUAUUUUUUACAGCUUCUCCUCAUAAGUAAUUGGGUCCUUUAGCAAUGAUGUAAUUAGUUUGACUUAAAAAGUUUGUUCUCUGUGCAGCUGUAAAUAGGUAUCCCAACAAUAUCCUCAUUGCAGCCAAGUAGAGUGCGAUGAAUGAUGAAAUUAAGUUUAAUUUCCAAGCGUUUAAUCACAACUCAUUACAAUUUCAACCAAUGCUGCAUUCUAAAAUGUUGUUGAACUUUGAUGACAGUGAAAUUAAGAUUAUUUUUGUUUUCACAUGUGAGUAGGAACAGAAAUUAUGAGCUUUGAUGUUUUUCUUCAGUAUCAUGAAUCAGGUCGAGGCCCAUCUUUUCAGCUCCCAUUUGUUAUGAGAGAAAACGGCAAAUGCUGUCGCAGCUGUCAACUGCUCUUAAAGAUGAAAUAUCUUUGAGGUACUUUCUAACUUACUCGCACUUUGUACCAAAGACUGUUAUUUGAUCGACUCGAGGGCCAAUAUUUUUUGUUAUCAAUUCCUAAUGAGGACCAAUGUCUCUGCACAAUUUAAAACGCAUUCCAAUUUUACUAUCAUUCAGCUGUGUAGUGCGCUUUUUGCACUUUUGUUUUUAUUUUAGGCUUGUGUGCCACUGAAAGUAUUAUACUGUGUAGCCUCACUCUGCCCAUUUCUUUAAUUAAUUGAAAUGUAUCCUAAAACUGAAGUUCGUUUAAAUAAGAGGAUUUGCAAUGAGUCAGCUUUUGUAUUUGUUUAAAGUGUCAAUUACGUAGGAACUUGCAUGUCCUCUUUUGCCAGCAGUGUUUGAAUUUCUUCCUGUACACAACUUCAGAAGGCUUUAGGGAAGGGCUUCAGGGAUUUAAUUCAGUCCCAGUCUAGGAGCAAGAUAUUUCAUCGCUUCAUGGCUGCUUCUUUCAGAAAUGAAUCUGUAAGAUUUAAUAGUGGAAUUGUAUUAUUGGAAUUGAUAAACUCAACUCAAGACAUUUUUAUGUUUUCUGGACAAGUUGCGAAGUCCACCUUGACUCCUAUACCAAGGAGUUCUAGCAAUUUAGCCAGUUGAGUCCAUUAAUUCCUUUUCUCAUUUGUUCUAUCCAAAAUCAGACUCAUCAUUCAGAAACUCGCAAAUUCUGUGAUGAAAUUAACAGAAAAUGGACAAUGUUUUACUAGCGGUUUUGGCGUAGUUGGGAGUGACUUUCUGUAGCCUCAAGUAAAGGAUCAAUCGUUUUCCGAAGGGUCAAAUAAUAUAUUUGCAUCAAAUAGUUAAUGUACACCUGUUUAAAAUUCAUUUGAAUGGUUGCAUUUUUGUUAUUUUUGUACUGAAAGCUUCAAUUCUUAUGAGUCAUUUUCCCCCUGCAACCUGUACCUACGUCCAAUUCAGCUCUUUCUUUGUAAUUUUUUUUACUAUAUAAUUCUUUUGAUUAAAUCAUGAAGUUUUUCCUUUUCUACACAUACUUUUUUGAAGGGUCAAUGCAGUAUUUAAAUUUUGAUCACAGUUAUGGUGUAUACAUGUUUCUCCCUGAAUCUUAUGGAAUUUUUCUCUAUGUCUGUGCUAAUUUUUAAUAGUUAAUUUUUCAACCAUACCUGUUAAAAUCGUAUGAAGGGAUAAUAAUUUUUUAUACUUCAGUACAUUAUGUAUGCAUGGAAAAAAGAUUAUUACAUCUUAUACCCCCGCAUAGAUCUGAAUGUGAAAUUUCUCAGAAAUGUGUUUCUAGAAUGAAUAAUUUUUUCCUGUCAAAUAUUACUUGGAGCGUGUUUUUAUUUAGGCAGAAGGAUUGAGGAGACAGGAACAGUUGAGAUCAAAACGGAUAGAAAAAGAACAAAUUUGUUCAGUAUUUGCUCCUCUUUUUCCUUUCUGAAAACAGAGGAUUUUAUGGUAUACGUUUUUACCUUUACCUUACUUUGUUUACCUAUUUAAAAACGAUUAUCUUGUAGCUUGCUUCAAACUUGAUUCAAAAGAAUGAAGACUGUCGAAAGGCUUUAUCAAUAAGCAAUCUCAUAAAAUUCAGAAAUCUAAUUAGUGCUAGAAAUCACUGUAAAUGAAAAACUGGAGGGUAGAAAAUUAUAAAACAUGCCAGAAAAGUAAUUAAUGCCUUAGCUCCCGUGCACUUGACAAAAGUGAGUAAAAAAUGCUGAUUUUCUAAUUAAUUCAAGAAAUCCUAGGUAUUGGUUUUGUGAUUGUAAAGAUAGUUUCAAUCGGUAUUACAAAUGUAUUUGGUAAAAAUUGACAAACUUGUUAAAUAUGAUUAGAUAAGUCUGCCUCAUCACUUUCAAGAAGGUGUUCCCACCUGAACAUUUCAGAGACUCUCAUUCUGUAAUUUUUUUUAUAUUUUGUGACCACUUUCCAUGUUACACUCCACUGAUGUUGCUUGUACUAAGUACAUGCAAAAAUACAUGAAAAUUGCAUUCAAAUUUUUUUCAACAAAAUCUUUGAACUACUUUUUUCCCCUAUAGGUUGGCAAAGUCUCAGUGUAGAUCUUGAUGAAUAAUUAACAGCUCUGUACCUUCUUAAUUAUGGCAAGUGAGAUCCUUAAUUACGCUUCAACUCCAGAUGUUUUAAAAAAAAACAAAGCUUACUAGGUUUUAGGUCCAGUUUUUUUUUAAACCGUACAUUUUUUUUCAUUCUUAUAUUUUUACUUUUUGUCAUUCAAAUUAAAUUUUUGACAGUCUCUUGAAUGUUCAGUGACUCGCUUUUUCUUGAUCUUUCACAUACUAAAUAUUUUUUCAUUUAGGAUGGCGGAAUCAACUGGACUUGAAAUCAUAAAAACCGUCAUUAUUGAUCUCUUCUUCUAAAAAAUUCAUAAUCUCCUCACAAAGUACCGAAAACUGCAGGUCCAAUGCUUUUUCUGUAACUAGGCUAAACUCGAUAGAUUUCCUUUAUCAAAAACAAUGCUAGGCUAAGGCAUGUUCUCGAAUUUUUUUCAAAUGAAAAAUUGCUGCGACUGGAUUGUAUUAUAUUAGCGCUGUAAAUAUCUUCCAAGAAUUGUACCAUUUUUAUCAAGUUACCAUUUGGUAUAAUUUGCUAUGUAUACUUUUCUGUAAGGGUAUACUUUUUUGUAUCUAGAAAUGUGUAAAAUACAUUAUUUUUAUAAAUUUA
Bemisia tabaci is the source of this 4505-nucleotide messenger RNA. RefSeq names its product RAS oncogene family member Rab35 (gene Rab35). The record is from RefSeq and is a predicted model, not a curated record. Lineage: Eukaryota; Metazoa; Arthropoda; Insecta; Hemiptera; Aleyrodidae. Gene Ontology annotation, molecular function: GTP binding; GTPase activity.